Messenger RNA from Chinchilla lanigera (long-tailed chinchilla), 3862 nucleotides. It is a transcript of the gene Sytl3, whose product is annotated as synaptotagmin-like 3. Bases 751 to 2721 code for a protein of 656 amino acids. Gene Ontology annotation, cellular component: plasma membrane; exocytic vesicle. The record is from RefSeq and is a predicted model, not a curated record. The transcript has 14 exons. Lineage: Eukaryota; Metazoa; Chordata; Mammalia; Rodentia; Chinchillidae. Gene Ontology annotation, molecular function: small GTPase binding; neurexin family protein binding. Gene Ontology annotation, biological process: exocytosis; intracellular protein transport.
GCCCAGCCUUUUAUUUUUUAAGACAGGGUCUCACUGAGUUGCCCAUCCUGGGUCUGAACUUGUGAUCUUCCGGCCUUAGUGGCCCAGAGUACUGCACCUUUGGAUCGCACCAUUUUUCUCUUGUGGCUGAUCUGAUCUCUUGUGUGUUCAUCACCUCCCUAGGAGGAAUAGGCUAAGCCACACACACAUCGCCUAGACCACCUAGGUUUGUGGCAUUAGGUUGGUGAACUCUAUGAUGCACAGUGGUGAAAUUGGCUGAUGACAUUUUUCUCAGAACUUAUCCUAUCACUAAGUGACAAUGAUUGUAUGUUAAACAUAGACCUUCAUACCAUGACCAUCUGAGGAUACAGAAUUCACAUUAGGAAAAAUCCAAGUGUGGAACUUCUGAAUGUAAUGCGUCUUAUUUAAUUAAAUUUAAAAUCUUACGUUGUCACUACAGCAGAAAGUGCAGAUUUGUCAAUGUACAAGCUUUUGUCUGUUUUUGAAGCUGCAGAGCUAUGCAAACCGGGAGAGAUGACACUGUGUUUUCUUGUCUUUUCUACAGGUAUUGAGCCAGCUGGCCCUUUGAUUGUCAUUUCUGCUCACCUGGAAACACUUCACAGGAAGAUUGGCUUUCAUAAGUCACUUAUCCCCUUCUUACUGCUAUUUGUAAACUUCCUCAGGUUGGAGAUUGCUUUGCUUUGCAGAAAUUAUCUGCUCGGAGCCAUGCAUAAUUUAUAACAAUCUCUGGCAAAACCUCAGAAAAAAGAUAUGCUCUGGUCUCAGGCGGAUGUCAGAGGCUGUGGCCAAACCCAGUGGAAACCCUCCCCGGUGCCAGUGGCUCCUACAGAGGGACAGCCUCUGGGAGCUGUGUGCUCCAGGGACUAUGACCCAGUUGGAAGAGAAAGAAGAGCUCCAAGCAGAGCACAGGCAACAGUGAAAUCAGAGAGGGGCUCUUUCAAGAACGCAGGGGUGCAGCUGGACGCUGGUGCUCACCGCCAGCUGGACCGUGAAAAUCUUCCAAUUUGGGUCCAAGAAGAGGGAAAGGAAAUGGCCCAUGAAGUGAACCUGGAUUCCCUCAAGGAGUUAGAGCGGGAAGUCAUCCUGCAGGUCCUCUACCGCGAUCAGGCUGUGCAGAACGUAGAGGAGGAAAGGAUACGGAGACUGAAGACGCACCUGCAGCAUCUCCGGUGGCCAGGGGUGAAGGGCUCCGGCCCUGAGUGCAAGGACAAGUGCUGCGCGCGCUGCCAGCGCAUCCUGGGGCUGCUGCUGAACCGCGGCGCCGUGUGCCGGGGCUGCAGCCAGCGUGUGUGUUCCGAGUGCCGUGUGCGCCUGCGCGGGACCCGUGCCUGGAGGUGCACCGUGUGCUUCGAGGACAGAAAGGUGAAAAUAAAAACUGGAGAAUGGUUCUUUGAGGAACGAGCCAAGAAAUUUCCUACUGAAGGCAAACGGGAAACAGCUGGGGCAAAGCUCCUGCAAUCUUAUCAGAAGCUGAGCACAAUCUCCGUGGUUCCUCCUACUCCGCCUCCUGUCAGUGAGAGCCAGUGCAGCGGCAGCCCUGGCGGGUUACAGGAACUUGGUCAGUUUAAAGGAUUUAAUAAGUCCAUGGAAAAUUUGUUUCUGUCUGUUGCCACCCACAUGAAAAAGCUUUCCAAGUCCCAGAAUGACAUGACCUCUGAGAAGCGUCUCCUAGCCACGGGCCCCAGGCAGUGUUCAGGCCAGAUGGAGAGACGGAGCCAGUCAGACACUGCUGUCGACAUCGCCACCAGGGGAAGCAUAAUUAGCAUUAACAGCACUUGCACAGAGAUGGGUAAUUUUGACAACGCUAAUGUCACUGGAGAAAUAGAAUUUUCUAUUCGUUAUUGCUUCAAAACUCAUUGUUUAGAAAUAUGCAUCAGCACCUGUAAGAAUCUUGCCUAUGGGGAAGAAAAGAAGAAAAAGUGCAAUCCGUAUGUAAAGACCUACCUGCUGCCUGACAGGUCCUCCCAGGGGAAGCGCAAGACUGGAGUCCAAAAGAACACAUUGGACCCAACCUUUCAGGAGACCUUGAAGUACCAGGUGGACCCUGCCCAGCUGGUGACCCGGCAGCUGCUGGUCUCUGUGUGGCACCUGGGCACACUCGCCCGAAGGGUGUUCCUUGGAGAAGUGAUUGUUCCUCUGGCCACAUGGGACUUUGAAGACAAUGCCACACAGUCUUUCUGCUGGUAUCCGCUCCGAGCCAAGGCUGAGAAAUACGAAGCUAAUGUUCCUCAGAAUAAUGGAGAACUUGCUGUUCGGGCCAAACUGGUCCUUCCUGCAGAGCCUAGAAAGCUCCAGGAGGCUCAAGAAGGAGAUCAACUAUCACUUAAUGGUCAACUCUGUUUGGUAGUGCUGGGAGCCAAGAAUUUACCUGUGCGGUCAGAUGGCACCUUAAAUUCCUUUGUUAAAGGCUGUCUCACUCUGCCAGACCAACAAAAACUGCGUCUGAAGUCCCCAGUGCUGAAGAAGCAAGCUUGUCCCCAGUGGAAACACUCCUUUGUGUUCAAUGGUGUAACCAGGUCUCAGCUGAGGCAGGCAAGCUUGGAAUUAACUGUGUGGGACCAGGCCGUUUUUGGAAUGAAUGACCGCUUGCUGGGGGGAGCCAGACUUGGUUCAAAGGGAGAUGCCAGUGGUACAGACUCAUGUUCACAAUCAAAGCUUCAGUGGCAGAAAGUUCUUUCUAGCCCCAACUUAUGGACAGAUAUGACACUUAUCCUGCACUGAAGUGAAGCCUCAAAGCUCCAGGCUGCAGUGGGUGUGCUGGAAUGCUGCGUGCCUGCAAAGGUUAGCAGGGCGUGGGGUCACCACUGAGCAAGACCCUCCAGAUCAUGCACACACCAACUGAGUUCCGUGUCAGUGCCUAAUAUAUCCCUCCAUAUCUGUAUUCAACAGCAAUUAUCAGUAUGACAUAAAUGUCUGAUUUUUUUGUGUGUUGAAAGUGGCCAGAUUUCAAUAAAUGUUCAGCAGUUACCUGUCUCUCCCAAUGUUUAAUCAAACAGGGAAAACCUCAGCUCUGUUAUAUGCAUUUAGAGAGAAAAAAAAAAAAAAGCCUGCUGAGUAUUCAGUCCCUCCUGCUUUCCUGUGGAAACUUCACAGACCACUCAGCUGAUGCUGUGGGUGCUGUUUCCAGCCGGGGGCCCAGAGGCCCCUCCCAGGGCAGGGCUGAUGGGACCGCGCCGAACCCGGGGAAAUCCCAGAACGGCCUCCCACCCCUGCACAAUGGAGGGUUCUUAUUUUGUUUGUGGCGUGGAAUUCGUAUCUGCACACGUCUGAACUGAGAAAGGGCAAAGCAGUGCGCAGAAAAGAAGGUUAACGAUGAGCAGAGCCAGUGGCUUAGGAAAGGUGGCAUGGGAAUGGUUCUUAGAGGAAACAGGUCAGAGUCUCCUUAGGACUGGAGCUGGAUCGAUCUGACCGUGUAUGUAUUUCAGACAAGCUUACACAGAAAAACUGAAAUGUGCAAUGACACACAGAGAGAACACUAGGAGAGUAUUCUUACAGACAUGAUUCUAGCAAGUACCUGGUUUCAUUACUACCCUCCCAUCAUAUCAGAUCAAGCGCCAUGGUUCCGUGGUUUUUAAUACGUAAUUCUUUUUAUUCUGUAAAAGGUAACAAAAUAUACAGAACAAAACUUUCCCUUUUUAAAACUAAUGUUACAAACCCAUAUUAUCACUUACAUAUAAAUACUAUACUCUAGAGCUGAUUAUUAGUUAAGUGUAAGUCCAACAAUGUAUUCUUCUAACUUUAAGCAAAAAACCCAAAGUUUAUCACAGAGUCCUCCUGUACCAUCCACCCCAAGUGACCACAGCACUGCAUGUGGGACAGGGCUUUAGUUUAGACAGGGCUUAAUUUUUUUACCUCAAAAUAU